This is a messenger RNA of Nakaseomyces glabratus, 2178 nucleotides long. It is a transcript of the gene PBY1, whose product is annotated as putative tubulin tyrosine ligase. Gene Ontology annotation, molecular function: hydrolase activity. Gene Ontology annotation, cellular component: P-body. The record is from RefSeq and is a predicted model, not a curated record. Gene Ontology annotation, biological process: protein modification process. NCBI's taxonomy places the organism in Eukaryota, Fungi, Ascomycota, Saccharomycetes, Saccharomycetales, Saccharomycetaceae.
AUGAAGGUGCUGAUUACCAACGAUGACGGCCCGCUGAAUACGCAGUACUCGCCAUACAUCAGACCAUUUGUGCAGUACAUACUGCAGAACAGACCAGACUGGCAGAUCACAGUCUGUGUGCCACACGUACAGAAGUCGUGGAUAGGGAAGGCGCACAUAGCCGGUAAGCACCUGUCCUUGCAGUUCCUGUACUCCAAGCGGGACUCCACGGACGACUCAUACUGGGGGCCUUACAUCGAGCCACAGCUGCGGGACUCCAUUGAGCUGUUCCCGGAGCAGAAGGUCAACGAGGACAUACCAGCGGAUGCCAUUGAGUGGAUUCUGCUCGACGGCACCCCAGCGUCCUGCGUCAAUAUCGGCCUGCACCACUUCGAGGACAAGUACGACCUGGUCAUCUCGGGCCCUAAUGUCGGCAGGAACACCUCCGCAGCGUACAUCACCUCGAGUGGUACCGUAGGCGCCGCUAUGGAGGCAGUCAUAUGCGAUGACACCAGGGCCAUUGCGCUGUCCUGGGCUUUCUUCGAUGGCCGCAAGGAUGUCCCCAAUGAACUGAUGGAAAGGGCCUCCGCCAGAAGUGUCGAUGUGAUCGAGCACUUGGUUGGCAACUGGAGCACACAGGCUGACCUGUACAGUGUUAACGUCCCACUGAUCGAUAGCAUCGGGCCUGAAACCGAGGCAUACUACGCACCUAUCUGGGAGAAUAGAUGGACUACGAUCUAUAACGGGCCAAAGAUCAACAGACCUGUGAACAACGACAUCGAGGACGGUAACGAGUCCAAGAUGAUCUCUUUUGAGUGGAUGCCGGAUUUCAAAGGCCAUAGACCCUCAAAGCAUUGUGACCCAGAUGUCAAGUACGACAUGGACAUCAUCGAGGAGAGGCGUAUAUGUGUUACACCACUCAGAGCGGCUUUCCAUACGGUCCCUGACCUGGUCGGUAAACUCGACCUGGGAUCUUCAACAACUAGAUCAAAUGACGAAUCCGUGGCUGUGCUGACCAUCCCCAGGAAUAGCUACAUCUAUGAACCCUUACAACAAUCUAUAGCGAGACAUUUGCAUAUUCCUAUCCUAGACACAUUAGAUGCAGCCCCAUCAGGAAAGGGAAAAGUUUUCCAGUAUGGCGAUUAUGAAGAUUUUGACCUGGAUAGAGUCAUGGAUUCCCAAAACUACUUGGUUAACUCUUACAUCUAUAGAAAAGCCAUCAUCAGAAAACACUAUUUAUCGCAUACAAUCCAAAGAUAUGUUUCAAAACAUCCGGGAUCAAUACUUAAAAAAGCAUAUAUGGAAUCAUACACCAUUGAUUUAGAUUACGCGGAAUUCUUGGAUGAUGCACUAGAUGAGAAUUGGGAAUUGCGCCAGGAAUUAGAAAAAAACGACAGAUGGUGGAUCGUUAAACCAAGUAUGAGUGACAAAGCUCAAGGUAUCAGAGUGUUCAAGACAAUCGAGGAUCUACAGAAUGUAUUUGACUCGUUUGAUGAAGAGGAUACCGAUGAGGAAAUAGACGAGGAAACUGUCGAUGACAAUAAAAUUAUAAUAUCACAGCUACGACACUUCAUCAUUCAAGAAUACAUGGCUGAUCCACUCUUACUUCCUUCAAUGGGGAACAGGAAGUUUCACAUAAGAUGCUAUAUUACAUGCAAAGGUGAUCUUGAAGUAUAUGUGUACGACAGAAUGUUGGCAUUAUUUGCUCCUAAACCUUUCUCGGCCUUAGACAGCGAAGAAUACUCUCCAACCGACUUGGAUAAAUUAGGCUGCCACUUGACAAACACAUGUUUGCAGUCUGAUGCGGAUAAAGAUUUGGCUGUUAUGGAAUUUGGUAACUUGACUGAUAUAAGCAGGGAAGACAAAAGCAAAAUUAUCGAACAGAUCCAUAUGAUUGCAAAAGAUAUCUUCUUAGCGGCCUUAAACGUUGAUAGAAUGAAUUUCCAACCGUUAAGAAAUGCUUUCGAGACCUUUGGAUUUGAUUUCUUGGUAGACAGUUCAUUUAAUGUCAAGAUUCUAGAAAUCAAUGCUUACCCUGAUUUUAAACAAACUGGUAAUGAUUUGAAAGGAUUGAUAUAUGAACUAUUUGAUGAUGUAGUUAAAACAUGUGUUGCUCCUUUCUUCCAAGAAGCUGAAGAACCCCAGAAUAUCUCCAACUUCACUAAAGUAUUGGACACUACUUCUAAUGUAUGGGAAUAG